AUGUCCUCUGCUGCCUCAGCGACGUCAAACGCCCCCUCGCCGGCAUCGACCUGCCCCGGCGCCGGCGUGCUGCCCGACCUCGAGUCGCUGCCCAUCCCCCACGACGUCCCCGUCGCCGUCAUCCCGGGCACCAACGCGUCCGAGCCCGACAUGGUCGCCUGCUGCUCGCCCAACGCCGUCCACGUCGUCGAGGGCUGCUACCUGUACUGCCAGGCGCCGCCCGCCAACCCAGACUUGAGCUCGUUUGGCAACUGCCUCACGGUCAACCACCGCGACCUCAACAAGUCGCGCAUCCUGGGCUUCAGCAACGACGCCGCACCGGGCGGGCACACGUCGCCGUCGAUGACAAUGGCGCAGCUGGGCGUGUGGGCGCUGCUCGUGUCGGGCGUUUCGAGCAUGGUGUUUUCGGCAUGA
This is a messenger RNA of Sporothrix schenckii 1099-18, 414 nucleotides long. RefSeq lists its product as uncharacterized. The coding region runs from base 1 to 414 and encodes 137 amino acids. NCBI's taxonomy places the organism in Eukaryota, Fungi, Ascomycota, Sordariomycetes, Ophiostomatales, Ophiostomataceae. The record is from RefSeq and is a predicted model, not a curated record. The transcript has a single exon.